AUGUCGAUCGAGGUCUUUGACACCUACUUCAAGGAGGGCCGAAAGAUUGUGACGGUGAAGGACGUGGAGCCGGAGAAGUUCAUCAGCGCCUUCUCUCAGCAUUUGAAGCGUCAAGGCCGUUUCGAGCUGCCCAAGUGGGCGGAUGUCGUGAAGACCAGCAAAGCUCGGGAGUUGCCUCCCUCGGAUCCUGACUGGUUGUACGUGCGUACCGCCUCCAUGGUGCGAAAGAUCUACAUCCGCAAAGGCAUGGGCGUGGGUGCCUUCAAGAAGGUCUACGGCAGCCAGCAACGUCGAGGAACCUGCACCAACGUCUUCGUGCGGAGCCCUUAA
Molecule: messenger RNA, 330 nt
Organism: Cladocopium goreaui
Lineage: Eukaryota; Dinophyceae; Suessiales; Symbiodiniaceae
Source: the annotation of a GenBank genome assembly